AUGUUGUCAACGAGGAAACGAACCCUCCUCAGCUGGUGGCUGGCUAUUGUCGUUCUGUUAUCUAUAUCUAUAUCUACCACCACUGCCACGGCGGCCGAGAAGAACAGCCCUGAUCACAAGCCUUCCGUCCAUGUAGUAGACAGCACAUCCGAUGAUGAUUACGAUGAUGAUCCUCUCUAUGAGGCCAAUCCAGACUAUUCGGAUACGGACGACGAUGACAGUGAUCACGAGGAAGAGGAGGAGGAAAAAGCCAAGACAGCUGUGAAUUCUGCAUUAAAGAAAAAAGAAAAACUACCCACAAGAGUCAUGACCUUUGUCAAGAAACGUCGCCUUCAAAUCACCUUGGUCUUGACCGUGAUUGCCUUUCGACGCGAAAUUGCCAAAGUCAUCCAGACCAAGAUCUUACCCAAGGACGGCACUAAAUAUAAGAUGCCACCACUGGAUUUCACGCAACUCUUGAAAAUUGUCGUCUUUAUCGACAUUAUGCGACAAUUGCAAGCCGCGGGAAACAAAAAGGGAGAUCCACUCUUGAUUGCCUUGCUAUUAUUAGGAGCCAAGAAUCCCGUCAUGUCUUCCAUUCUCACAAAGACCCUAUUGCAAGAAAACAAUAGCUUUAUUCCACCCAUCGAACAGCAUUAUACCUUUGAACGAAUCAAUGAUCGGUAUGAUAAGGAUACCCAAGCCCUGCAAAAGGCGGCACGGUACAGUCCAAAGAAAAAGAAAUCAGCCAAGGAACCCAUCUCCCAGCUCUACCAAAGCUUGCGCGAGAAACAACAACACGCAACGAAUCCACAAAAGUACGCCGCAACCAUUAUUGUCCUGGAUCUGAGCAAUAUCAAUAAAGCGCCGGGACGAAUUGACAUGCUACGAGAUGAAGUCUCGUUUCUGAUUCAUCAGCACGACAAAAAGACUAUUCCGUACAAUACUGAUAAUGACAAUGACGACAAUGACGAGGAGGAGGAAGAUCGCCAAUUAGAAGUAUUGGUAUUGCUGGAAUCACCCGGUGGCGCCGCCAACGAAUUUGCCUUGGCAUCGCAACAAUUGCUACGACUGCGGAACGUGGAGAAUAUCACUGUCACGGUCGUCGUAGACCGGAUCGCCGCAUCGGGAGGGUACAUGAUUGCCUGUGCGGCAUCACCGGGGCAGCUCUACGCCGCACCCUUUGCCGUGUUGGGCAGCAUUGGGGUUAUUGGACAAGCCAUUAAUGUACAAAAGUUACUCGAUGGAUGGGGGAUUCAGGGUAUGGUGUUCAAAGCGGGCAAGGACAAGGCGCCCGGUGGCAAUUUGAUUGGAGAAGUCUCCAAACGCGACAAGAGGGGACUUCAGUCCAUUGUCGACGAAACACAUGCUGCCUUUAAACGAUACGUGGCAGAAGCUAGACCGACUUUGGCACGUACCAUUGAGGAUGUGGCUACGGGUAAAAUAUGGCUCGGAUAUGAUGCACUGGAAGAAGGACUCAUUGAUCGGGUCGUCACGAGUGAUGAAUACAUUCGAGAACGAAUCAUGGACGAGGAUGCUUUGGUUCUGAAGUUGAUCAAGAAUACACGCAAACGAACCCUCUUUGGCGGUGGUCCCAAUCAAUCACAGCAGGGAAUUCUGGACCGGAGCAUCUUUUCGAUCAAGACGGAGGCCAAAAAGGCUCUGUCGUACUUGGCAGAACGCGUCAAUCUACCAGUUUCUGGCGGCGAGGAGUUGGCGGCGGAGGACGAUAUAUCAACACUGACUUCCACAAAGUUGCCGUAUCACCAGACCCCCAAAGCGCAGGAUACCUCGUUUUAA
Messenger RNA from Seminavis robusta, 1779 nucleotides. The record is from the annotation of a GenBank genome assembly. NCBI's taxonomy places the organism in Eukaryota, Bacillariophyta, Bacillariophyceae, Naviculales, Naviculaceae.